UUAGCGCUUCAUGUCUGAGGGGCCCCAACGAUUCCGUUGAGAGCUGCGAGGGCAAGCACAUGAUCUAUCGCUGCGGGGACGCCAUUUUAGUUUUCGGUACCAAGGCAAAGGCAUUUUAUCACUGCACGGGUGUAUCCGUUGUGAAGAAGCGAUAUGCGAUUUGCCAUGUACCGUACAGCUGGGAUGAUCAUCAUACUUGGCCACCUUCUGCUGCUGACCACUCGAAGCGUCGAAUCGAGCACCGAAUCACGAAACAUGGAGCUAAGAGGAACCCGGAUUAAACGUGCAGCAGGGGGUAGCGGUGGAGCAUUCGGUAUAAUCACCUUGCUGAUACAGAUGCUGAGUGAAGUCCUGCUGAAUGCGAAUAAGGAAACCACUUGCUCCGUGCUGUCGCACAAGGAAUUGGUGGAACGUGCCCUGAGUUAUGUGCCGGACAACUUUAUUACCGAGCAAAUCAAAUCAACGAUAAUGAAGCAUUCGAAUAGGUGUCAGAACCACACCUUAGGAGAUGCGUUGAGCAGCAAGUUUGUUCUGUUGUUUAAAAUGGUCAAGAACCGCGGAAUAUAUCCAGGCACCAAAUGGUGUGGAGCGGGAAACAAAGCUGCAAGUUCUACGGACCUUGGGACAGCUAGAGCCACCGACGAAUGUUGCAGAGCGCACGACCAGCGGGGAGGAAAACUUCCCGUCCUAGGUGAACUGGACGGCAUCAGAAACAAAUAUCCUUACGCCAUUUCAAGCUGCGACGACGAGAAGAAGUUGUUCGGAUGUCUGUUGAACGACAGCAGCAAAGCAUCAAAAGAGUUUGGUCAGUUCUAUUACGAUGUGCUACAGUCCAGGUGUUAUGCUAACACUUAUCCUUUGAAGUGCAUCAAGUCGAAAAUGUCGUUCUUGAAAAAGAAGUGCACAGAGUAUGAGCUGCCGAAUGACGAACCGAGAAAAUAUCAGCUGUUCAAGCCCCCCAACUUCUACUGGGCAUACGUCGAAAGGUGGAACCUGCCAGCACUCAGCAGACGACCUAACACUGACGUGAACCCACCCAAGUCGUGGAAGCUUAUUGAAAAAUUCGAUAAACGCAAGCCAACAAACGACUCGGAGAUACUCAAGAGUGGAAAUAAACGAUCACGCGAAUAAAGGAAGAGACAAUUCUUUA
Messenger RNA from Ornithodoros turicata, 1150 nucleotides. RefSeq lists its product as uncharacterized. The transcript is spliced from 7 exons. The record is from RefSeq and is a predicted model, not a curated record. Gene Ontology annotation, biological process: phospholipid metabolic process; arachidonate secretion. Bases 154 to 1131 code for a protein of 325 amino acids. NCBI's taxonomy places the organism in Eukaryota, Metazoa, Arthropoda, Arachnida, Ixodida, Argasidae.